Molecule: messenger RNA, 2877 nt
Organism: Trichoplax adhaerens
Lineage: Eukaryota; Metazoa; Placozoa; Uniplacotomia; Trichoplacea; Trichoplacidae
Exons: 33
Coding region: 1-2877 (958 amino acids)
Biological process (GO): iron-sulfur cluster assembly
Cellular component (GO): cytosolic [4Fe-4S] assembly targeting complex
Source: RefSeq, a predicted model, not a curated record
AUGGAGAAAGAUUCAAGCGCUAAAUCACUACAGCAGUUAAUGGAUGAGUUUAUUCUUGGAAAUAGUUCCGCAAUCAACGAAAUUAUAAAAGGUAUCUACGAUGGCCACAUCAAGUUAAGCACCAUAGUAGAAUUGUUAGGACCUUAUUUAACAAGUGUAGAACAUGAAAAGCGAUUACAAGGUAUGAAGUUACUCUCGGAAGUCCUGCAAAUGUUGUCCAUGUAUAAAAUGCAAGCUACAGAAGUCCAGCUGUUAGUCGCAUUCUAUUCUGAUCGAUUACAAGAUCAUUUCUCUAUAUUGCCUGAAACAUUACGUGGUAUACUUGCAUUGGUACAGCAUCAAAUAAUUUCGGAAGAAGAUGCUGUUACUAUAGUGAAGGGAAUAUUUAAAGAGGUUCAAAAUCAGGCAUUAUUACAAGCUGACAGAAAUAAGGUCUACGCAAUUCUAGCUGGAUUAUUAGAUAAACACUAUGAAGGUAUCAAAAUUAUGGAUGCAGACUUUGUAUUUGGUUAUAUCCAAGUAAUGGACGGUGAAAAGGACCCUAGAAAUUUACUGCUUGCUUUAAAAAUUGCAAAAUUUAUAGUCCAAAAUUUCAAUAUUGAUUUAUUUCUGGACGAUUUUUUCGAAAUUAUAUCAUGCUAUUUUCCGAUUGAUUUUACACCGCCUCCAAAUCUACCUAGCAAUGAAAAUGUAACCAAAGAAGAUCUUAUUAUUGUAUUGCGUGAGAGUUUAACAUCCACAAGAAAAUUUGCUGGAAUUUCAUGUGCCAAAAUUUAUACUGCAACUGAUUUUCAAGAGUAUUUACAACCUAUUUGGACGGCUAUCCGACAGGAAGUUUUUCUCUCUAUGGACGAUCAAGUUCAGGAACUAAGUUUAGAAGCACUCAAACAUGUCGUUGUAACAAUAUCAAGUAAUUCUUUGCAGCAGCCCGAUCAAGACCCUCUCAAUGACUUUAUAAAUAUGAUAGUAACAGAAACUCAGCAGUACUUGCAAGAUCCUGAAUUAAAGCUUGCCAAUCCUUGCGGAAAUGUUUUGAAUGCGGUAGCUUCCGCAUCAGAUCGUUCGUGUUACUCGAUAUUAACUCCAAUCAUACCGCGCUUGGUAAAUUUGUAUAGCACGGAUAAGACGGUAAUCUUUCGAUGUAAAGUUCUUGAUAUCCUUAUAAAAUUAUUAAAUGCCGCAGCUAAUUGCCAACUAUCAGAACAAUUUAUAGCCCCGAUGGAUUGGCACGAAAUAGUAAAAUUACUCCAAUUAGCUAUGGAUACUUCAGAGGAGGAUAUUCGACUUCGUGUCACUGCUUCCUUUUCUAUUCUUAUCCAAAUUAAAGAUGCUUUACCAGCUGACGAGAUUGAGAGAAUUAGUAAUGAUAUACUAAAACGCGCACUUGAAGACCCAUCCAGUAUCGUUAGACAUGGUAGUAUAUCGACAUUGGCUACAAUUGCUUCCGUGCUACCUGACGUUAUCAUUACUACAGUUAUCCCUUACAUCAGAACCAGUGUUACUAAUUUGCAGCUACUUUUGCAAUGUUUAGCUAAUGUUAAAAACCGUAUCGAAAAUUGUCUGUACCUCUACCAUUAUUUAUUCGAUGACAUUCUAUGGCUUUGUGUAUACAAUUCUUUAGAAGAAUCAAUUAACAGCUUCGAAUUCAAAACGAUUAAAAUUAUCGCUAGCAUUGGCCAACUAAUUUACCUUAAUCUUGAUGAAAGUUCUCAAAAGAAGUUCAUAGAUAACUUGCUUGAGUUAUUCAUGAAUGGUCAAGUUUCCGUACUUAAACCCAUGACAGUUAUCGAUGAGCUACCCUUAAAACAAUUUUAUCCACUAAAUGUAGCGUCGUCUCAGCGACAAGUGCAAUUAAUUGAAAUAUUGUGUAAAAUAUUAGGAGCAAUUAAAUUUAGAGAUGGAAUUUUAAGCCCUAAUGACAUGAUUACUAAUUUAUUGGAUAUAUCCUGUAAAAGUGUACAUCAACCUUCAGCUACCUCUGCCGCACAACUUCUCUCAUCUAUCAUCAAUAAAAUGGAGGAAGGAGAUCAACUUGAAAAUUAUAUCAAAAGUAUUACCAAUACAAUUUGCAAUGUGCUAUAUAGUAAAAAUGUUGAAACGGAAAUGAAAAAUGCUGUAAACACUUGGAUUUGGAUGUUUGCUAUACUGUGUCGAUAUUCGUGCUCUUUGUUUCAUUAUUCUAAUUUCGAUAUUAAAACAUCGUUUGAUGCAUCUUUCCAGUUAAUGAAAGCUUUAAUUAUGCGCAGUCAUCCGUAUUCAAAUGAAGCUUUAAUACAAGUGUUAAAGUUCUUCAAAUUGCCAAAUGUCGGACAUGUUGCCUCAGCAGGCUUUAAAAUCAUUAUUGGCGACGAGGAAAAUAUUCUUUGCGAAAGCACGAAUGCUAUUGUCAAGUUUAUGUAUAAAAAUCGAUUUUUCAUGAUGGCAUCAGAAAAAUUAAUGGAAAAUUACCGUAUCGCUUCAAAAGGUAUUAAACACCAUUACUUAACGGCUUUAUCUCAUUUGCUUAAUGGUGUGCCAAAGCAAAUGUUACUAAAUCAUCUUCAAAUGUUAAUGCCGUUGCUUGUUGAAUCUGUGAGUUGCGACGAAGAGUCACUUCGCCUUUCGUCUUUGCAAACAUUACGACCGUUAAUAACUGAAGCUCCUGACAUUAUCUCCAACUAUGUUGCUUCGAUGUUGCCUGAGCUCUUGAAAUUAUGUAACUUUCCGUCCUCCAUGAAAAUCCGAAUAUCUGCUCUUCAAUCUGUUAACGAUUUAGCUUCCCUUCCAAUCCACUUGGUCGUUCCUUACAAAUCUAAAGUUAUAAAUGAAUUGGGUAAUACUGUCAAUGAUAAAAAGAGAUUGGUUUUUACUGUAAUCAAUCCAAAAAAGCAACAAUGA